UCAGACUCAGUCAAGAUUUUGUCACACACACCCCUCAGGAAUGGCGCCCCCCACCGCCCCCACCUUCCUCCACCUCUGUACUUUCCUGCUUACUCAAAACUCUCCUCUGGACCACUAACUCUGACAGUGCUUGCUCUGCAGUAGGAAAAGCUGGGCUUUAUGAUUGGGCUGGUCUUGAUUUGUGAUGGGUAAUUUGGAACCCUCCCAAGCAGCUUUCAAAAGUCAAAUGUGUGCAUGUGUUUUCCUAGAAUUUGAUCUAUCACAUGUUUCUGCUUUUAAGAAAUUAUAAAAGAUGGGGAAGAUAAGCUACAGCGGAGAGACUUCUAGAGAAGUCUGGCCUUUGUAUUCAGGCCAAAUGAGCUGCCUCAAAAGGCAAAUAGCUCUGGGGUAAUUAUGGAAAUGUAUAUAUGGGGAGGUGCAGAAAUGAAGCACAAACUACUUAUGCAGAUUGAUCCUCAGCCCCCUUGGAUCAUCUGGCUUGUGUCUAAAAUAGUGCUAAGUCUGCUUCUACAAUGGAACUUCACAACCACAGACCCUUGAAGGGACAUCUCAGAUUUACAGAACCCAUCUCCAUUUCUGAUUUAAUCCCAGAAUGCCCCUCUUUUCCUUUGGACAUCCCUAUUUUCAUCUUUCUUGGGUUCCAUGAUCACUACAGAUGGUGACAGCAGUCAUGAAAUUAAAAGACGCCUGCUUCUUGGGAGAAAAGCAAUGACAAACCUAGACAGCAUCUUAAAAAGCAGAGACAUCACCUUGCCGACAAAGGUCCGUAUAGUUAAAGCUAUGGUUUUCCCAGUAGUGAUGUAUGGAAGUGAGAGCUGGACCAUAAAGAAGGCUGAUCACUGAAGAAUUGAUGUUUUUGAAUUAUGGUGCUGGAGGAGACUCUUGAUUGUCCCAUGAACUGCAAGAAGUUCAAACCUAUCCAUUCUGAAGGAAAUCAGCCCUGAGUGCUCACUGGAAGGACAGAUUGUGAAGCUGAGGCCCCAAUACUUUGGCCACCUCAUGAGAAGAGAAGACUCUCUGGAAAAGACCCUGAUGUUGGGAAAGAUGGAGGGCACUAGGAGAAGGGGACGACAGAGGACGAGAUGGUUGGACAGUGUUCUCGAAGCUACGAACGUGAGUUUGACCAAACUGCGGGAGGCAGUGGAAGACAGGAGUGCCUGGCGUGCUAUGGUCCAUAGGGUCACGAAGAGUCGGACACGACUAAACGACUAAACAACAACAACACCACCAUGAUUUGCCACCUUACUGUAUUAAGAGGCAAUAGCAACCUAGAACAUGCUCUCUCUCUCUCUCUCUCCUUAUUGAGAGAAGAAGGGGACAAGAGAGGACGAGAUGGUUGGACAGUGUUCUCGAAGCUACGAACAUGAGUCUGACCAAACUGCGGGAGGCAGUGGAAGACAGGAGUGCCUGGCGUGCUAUGGUCCAUGGGGUCACGAAGAGUCGGACACGACUAAGUGACUAAACAACAACAACAACAACAAAUUUUCAUCAGAGAAAUGUUGGAGGGUGUGGAGUUAUCUGACUCCCGAGCCAUCUGAAGGCAGCCAUGUAUAGGGAAGUUCUUUCAAUUAUUUUUAAUCUGAUCAGAAUAUCAAAGAAAGAAGUAUUUGUGUGAUACUAUAGCAAUUUUACUACAGAAUACAGUGCAAAAAUCAACAUGUCUUAGUUCUACUGCCCACUCAGAGAUAAUAAAGCUCUCUCUCUCUCUCUCUCUCUCUCUCUCUCUCUCUCUCACACACACACACACACACACGGAACAUAAGGGAAGGAGCUUUAAUUCUUGUACCAGUGAGUCAAGCAUGCAGUAAUAUUGCCAUUUUGAUGACACAUCCAUACUUGUUCAGCCUUGUUAACCUUUAGAGGAACAAGAGAAAGCUGUUGAAUCUACAAGAAAAAUGUAUAUACUGUUGGCAUUUGUCUGUGAAAUGAGUUUGUAAGCUUUAAAAGGUCUUGCUGGCUCCAGUCCAAAGGACUUUGUGCUCCUACAUUUGCGGUAUUUUGAAGUCAAUUUAGUGGCUCAGCAGGGUUUGUAUGGGGAAAGUGAAUGACAGCCGUAGCUCUUUAAGACAGGCCAGAUCAUAAAUUAGAGUUAGAAACUAGCACCUACUUAGAAUGUAGAAGGUCUCAACCUUAGUACUAGGAAAACUUCUGAUACACUCUCCUAAUCAGAAUUUCCUUCUUGAUUUUGGAGUUCUGAAUGAACUGGGUUUGUUAGAAUAGAGUUGGAUGGGACCUCAAAAGUUACCAAGUCUAACCCCACAUCUUCUCUGAUGGAUGCCCUUCUAGUUCUCACUGUCGAAUCAAAUUAACUCCAUCGGUUUGACAGUCCUUCAAAUAUUUUUCAUUUAUUUCAUUUAAAAAUAUUUAUAUGCCACAAUAUAUAUAGCUAUUAUUGUAAACUGCUUUGUUUUUUUAAUAAGAAAAACACAUACAAAUUAAAACCAGAGACCAUCAAUUAAAGACCAUCAAUCACAGAAAGAUGUGUUAUUAGUUGCUUAGAGAAGCUGGGUAGAAUAAAAGAGUGUUCAGCCUGCGUUUUAAAGAUUGAAAGAGAAGGCACCUGCUGAAUCUCUAUUGGCAGGGUAUUCCAUGACAGUGGGCUGAAAAAUGGUUUGAAAAUUGUUAGCUUUUGUCUCUUAAUUGUCUCUUCUCUGGGCUAAAUAUACGCAGUAUGAAACUUGGUCUACCAAACUGAACCAAUGCUUUAGAAAGCCUCUAUAGUUCUGUCGGUUUGUUUUUUCAUUUCUGAGAGUGUGUACGCACAUUUUAUUUUAGACUCAAUGAAGCACACGUUUCUUCUAUAUAGUCCACAAACAAUCUAGAUCUAUUGCAUACAGUAUUUAUUGCCCCCCGGAAAGUGCUUCUUGAGCAGGGGUCAGCAACCUUUGUCAGCCGUGGGCUGGUCCACCAUCCCUCAGACCAUGUGGUGGGCUGGACUUAUGUUUUUUUUGGGGGGGGAUGAACAAAUUCCUAUGCCCCACAAAUAACUCAGAGAUGCUUUUUAAAUAAAAGCACACAUUCUACUCAUGUAAAAACACACUGAUUCCCAGACCGUCUGUGGGCCGGAUUGAGAAGGUGAUUGGGCCGCAUCCGGCCCACGGGCCUUAGGUUGCCUACCCCUGUUCUUGAGAAACAGGUUCCAUUCCAAAAAUGAAAGCUCGUUGACAAUUGAUUUUCUCAUUACCCCACUGCAUAUCCAUUUGAAAAAAAAGUUGGCCGUCUCAGCAGCGGCAGUUCUAUCCACCCCUGCCCAAUGACAUUGUGGGUGGGCAUUUACCAAGAUGGUUAUCAUCACUUCCUCCUUCCCUCAGCUGGGGCAUGUGCAGGAAGGAAAAGGCUUGCAUAACCUAAUCAAGGGGAAGGUUUCCAAAUUUGUAUCAAGUAACUACACCCAUCCUUGUGGACGGCAGGAUCUAGGAUCAAUCUAGAUUGAAAGCAACAUGCUGAGGACAAGCAUAUGAACGAUGCCAGAAUGAGGAAAAACUACAUUUCUGUGCUACAAGCAGGUAGUCAUCUGAUUUGGCAGGCCUCCAUGAAAAAUCCGAAGAUGAACAAGCAAAUUAAUCCAUGAGAUUUGCUUCCUUCCUGGAGGUGGUGGAAGAAGAAAAGGAGGAAGGUGAGGCUGACCUGAGGCUGGAGAUGUCACCAUCAGGUGCACUGAUUCUGCUGCUUGCUCUAAACACACGGCUUGUUAACGCUAAGGUUGGCCCUCCCACAGACCUAUCUCUGGAAGUCAAACAGUUGAAAGAGAGAGCGUAUGUGUGGGCAAAAUGGUCACCGCCUCAAUUGGUUGAUGAUGGAACAAGAGGGCAAAUGUGCAAUUAUGAAUUGCGAUUGAAGCCUACAGGAGAGAAAGAAUGGGAGACUCAUUUUGUUGGAGAGCAAACACAGUAUGAAAUAUCCCAGCUGCACCCAGCAGUGAAAUAUACUUUUCAGGUUCGCUGUAUAACAGAGCAUAGUGAAAGGAGCGAAUGGAGCCCAGAAACUUACCUCCAGCUCCCCAGUGGCCAACCUCCAGGGAAGCCAGAGUUAAUAAGAUGUCGCUCACCUGAGAAAGAAACCUUUACUUGCUGGUGGAAGCCCAGUUCCGAUGGAGGUCUGCCGAGCAAUUACACUCUGUUCUAUAACAAGGAAGGAGACAGGGCAUACUACGAAUGCCCGGACUACAUAACAGCGGGCCCCAACUCCUGUCAUUUUGAUAAAAAACAUACUUCGCUUUGGAUGACAUACAAUUUUACCAUAACAGCGACUAAUGAGAUGGGCAGUAUUUCAUCUCAGCCUUAUUAUGUGGAUGUGGCUAAUAUAGUUCAGCCAGACCCUCCUGAAAAUCUCUCCCUGGAAUUUGAGAAAAAAGUAUAUGGAAAAUAUCUGUUGUUGAACUGGUCUCCACCUUCGCUGGGCGACAUCAGAUCUGGUUGGCUAACCCUAGAAUAUGAGUUACAUAUAAAGCCUGAAGGGGGACAAGAAUGGGAGAAAAUAUUUGUUGGUCAGAGAACAACAUAUAAGAUGUUCAGUGUAAAUCCAGGAGAAAAGUAUGUUGCCAAAGUUCGCUGCAGAUCAGAUCAUGGAACGUGGAGCGACUGGAGUCCUGAAAGUUUUAUUAAGCUCCGAAAAGAGUUCAGACUGAAGGAUAUGCUUGUUUGGAUCUUUGUGGCUUUUUUAUCGUUUGUCGUAUGUUUGGUCAUGAUCUGGACACUGGCUUUGAAAAAAAUUAACAUGGUGGCUUGCCUUCUGCCACCAGUACCAGGACCAAAGAUAAAAGGCUUUGACACCCAGCUACUAGAAGCAGGGAAAACGGAAGAAUUGCUGAGUGCUCUUGGUUGCCAGGGAUUCCCUCCAACACCGGGCUAUGAAGACCUGCUGGUAGAAUUUUUGGAGAUAGAUGACAGCGAAGACCAGCAGCUCAUGCCAAGCACCGAAAAGAGCCACCCCAAUAAAAAUGUGAAGUUGGUGCACCAGGAAACAGACAGCGACUCGGGAAGGGGAAGCUGCGAGAGCCCUUCUCUGUUGGCAGAGAAGCGCAAGGAAGCCCAAAAGCCGCUCUUGGAAUUGAAAAUACCAGAUACCUAUGGGGUGCAAAAUGCUCAUAGAAACAGCAUGCAGGAGUCACCAAAAGGGGGCGCUGAAGGUCAGCUCCCCUGGAUUAACAGUGGUGAACCUAGGCCAUCCACGUGGUGUGGAGGUCAGCUCCCUAACUGUCAGACGUCUAAAUGUCCCUACCAUGACACAGUGGAUGUAUGUAAAAGGGCAGUCAGUGCCAUGAAUAUAAACAGGAAGGGGAGCGAGGAAGGAAAGUGUUGUUCGCAAUAUCCUGAACUCAUUGAGACUCUUGGUGAAAGAAAACCAGCCAACUUGGAGAAAGCAGCAGAUCUACUCUCAAAUGCUCAGCACGGCCAAGUGGGGUUGUGGCUACUCCCACCAGAAAGGCCGCCAUUCCUGUCUACAAAACCCACAGAUUACGUGGAAGUUCACAAAGUCAACCAAGACGGAGCUCUGGCUGUACUACCAAAGCAGAAAGAAACUGUAGGCAAAAAGGAAAGGCCUUUUGUCCCUGGGGAUGCGAAUGAAUACACCAAGGUUUCGACAGUCGUAUCCAACCAUAUUCUGGUGUUGUUGCCAGAUCCCAAAGCGGAGGUGUUGCCUUCCUUUCAGGAGCCACUGAAAGAGCUUGCCCAGAGUUGUCAGCAGAGCCAAGCAGAGUUAAAUUUCAGCUAUUGUCUCACAGCUCCAAGCAGCUGCAAAGUACAGACUGGUGGACUAGACUACAUGGAUCCCAAUAAUUUUAUGUGCCCCUUUAACUGAAAGGUUAGCCAUCCUUCUACAGGUAACAACACUACAAGUAAAAUUAAGUGUUGGCACAAAACUGCUCACAUGUCUGGUUUAGCUCAGUGGUAGCUCAUGCCUUCUUUUGCUUUAUGGCCAGUCACUUAAGAACAUGCUGGUUGCUGGAUCCAAAUCAGUUUUUUCCCUACCUGUGAUUUUUACAGUUCUUUUUGUGAAGAGUGAUUUACAGAAAAGUAAAAGUUUGUGGCAUAGUUUUGAAAACACAAGCAUCCAUUUCUGGUAAUACAUUCUAAAAAAACAGGGAGGGAUUUGUGUGUUGAUGUUACACAAGCAAUCCUGAGAUCAUAAAUGUUGUCCAAAAAAUUGUAUUGGUAACUAUUGAACAACACCAGUAGUGUCCAACUUGUUUUUGGCAACUGUGUGUCACACAAUGCAAGUACAAUAUAUGAGACGGUGUCUGCUGCGGUGUGUGAACUACAGUGUGAACAACCCAUCAUACCUAAUUUGCGUAUAGGUCCUCGAGUUUGUUGAGCCAGUGGUGGGGAAGCGAGGCUGGAGUCUGGCUCAGGAGAGAGUGCCAGUGAUUUGUGGGGAACUGCGCUGGACAAGAGGCAAGAGUUGGAGGCAGGGAAAGCUUCAGGUGGAGCACACGAUGGGUUGGAAGGAGAGGAGGAAGAGGCAGGUCGGGCAAUUGAGAGGCCAGGCGCUUCCCCACCACUGUCUCCCAGACCCAGGAGGGGACUGAAGAGGGAUGAGCAGAGGAUAGGCAUAGUCUAUGGCUGCAUGCAUGCAGCCUUUUGGGGAAAAGUACAUAAAUAGGUGGAGGCGGAGUGGUCCCCUGUUGCUGCAACUUCUCCGUAGACCAUGGACUGGGAAUAGCUGCCUGGACACUAAAUUGGUGGUGGUGGUGGUGGUGUAUUCAGAGCCAUAGAAAUGACUGUGUUAUGUUUGACGUCAUAGAGUUAACCAGCGGCUAUGUGCAUUUCCUUGAUUGGGGAGUGCCCUGAACAGAACAGGCAGCAGAAAUGGGCAGGCCUCACUCUGUGCCAUAGCUAAGCCCAGGAGCAUUCCUGUCCAGACUGCCUCAGGCCCCUACAGUCUGUGCUGCUUCUGGCAUCUAUGCUGAAGCUGGCUCCAGCUUUGAGGGAGUCCUCAUCAUGGAGGUUGCUGGUGGGCCUUUGCAGAUGUAUGUCCAGGGGGGGGGGAGCUCCUUUCCUCCUCUUUAUUUCCACCAGACACAAAGAGUGUGCAAGGCCCACAAGGAGGAGGCCGUGUUGCACCAAUGAGUAUCAAACAGCACCAUUGUCAUCACGCACAGAGCAACAUAGCAAUGCUGGGCCUUAUCUGUGCCAUAGGCUGGCCAGCUGAAAAUGACAUACUUUGCUGUUGCCUGAGGAAAACUAGCCAAAUAUAUCAAAUUCAAUGAAAAGUAAAUGCCCAAAUGAAAAACUUAAUGGAUUGCAUUAUUAUUCCAUUUAUGGCACUAGCAAAAAAUCAAUCAAUCAAAAUUAUUUCAUGUUCUGCAAUGUAUUUUAAAUAAGUUUUAAAGGCUAGUACAGUUUUUAUAAUAUAUUUUUCUUUGCCCUUUCUUUCUUUCUCUUUCUUUUAAAAACCCACUUUUCUGGAUGUUAAAAAUCUAUCAUCUAUCUAUCUAUCUAUCUAUCUAUCUAUCUAUCUAUCUAUCUAUGAGAGAUCUAAUAUAUUGAAGGUAUUAGCCACUUUUUAACACGUUUUUCUGCUUUUAGUGCAGCAGUUGGGAAUCUGUGGUUCUCUGGAUAUUGCCAAACUCUUGAUUCCCAUCAGCCCCUACCAGCACGGCCAAUGGUCAAGGAUGACAUGAGUCCAACAACUUCUGGAGGGCCGCUGGCUUCCCACUCCUCUUUUACCGUGAUGAAUUAUUUGCUGUGCGAGUUCCUCAAAGUUUAAAAGAAACUCCAUUAGCACCAGUAGCAUUACUUACAAGUAUUCCAACAUUUAGGGGAGAGGAGAAAUCUAAACGAAUCAUAGCAUUGUAGAGUUGGAAGGGACCCUGAGAGUCAUGUAGCCCAAUCCCAUGCAAUGCAGGAAUCUCAACUAAAGCAUCCAUAACAGGUGGCUACCCAACCUCUUCUUAAAAACCUGCAAGGAAGGAGAGUCAUCCACCUUCUGAGGGAGCCUGUUCCACUGUUGAACACCUCUUACUGUCAGAAAGUUCUUUCUGAUGUUUAGUUGGAAUCUCCUUUCUUGUAACUUGAAUCCAUUGGUUUGGGUCCUACCCUCCAGAGCAGCACAAAACAAGCUUGCUCCAUCUUCUGUGAGACAGACCUUGAGAUAUUUGAAGAUGGCUAUCAAAUCUCCUCUCUGUCUUUACAUGGACUACCACCAAGCCAGCUAUCUCCACCUUAUAUUUGUGUAGCUGGUUCUUCCUGCCUAAGUGUACAUUUGUCCACUUAAUUUGUCAAUUUGUAAUUCAUCUCAGUUUGGUGUCAUCUGAAAAUUUGAUGAACAUCCCCACAAUACCUUCAUCCAAGUAUUUUUUUUAAGUAGACCAUGUUAAGACUUGCAAUUCACUAAAGGUCCUGUUGAAAUAGACAAAUUUAUUCAAUAUGGCACAUAAAGGUUUAGCAAACAGGUACCUCCCUUUGAACUACACAUUUUAUAUAAAUAAAAUAUCUACUUUAGUUUUGCACUGUUGCUGAGUGUUGCAUUUGUGCUUUUUACAUUUUUAAUAAGGCAGGCAGUUAAUUUAUAUAACUAGCAGAAACUUUUAAGAGGCCCUGCACAAAUAUUUCUAUGUAAUUUUCUGGAUUAAAAGAUACUGUAAUAAUCUUUGGAGUUAAUGAUAUGCUCUGGUGACUGGGGGCACACACACCUCCAAAUUUUUGGAGUAUGCUAUUUGUGGUGAGAUAUGAUGUUCAAUGAAUAUUUUUGACACUUUAUUUAUAUAUCAAAUCUGCACCCCCAGCAGACUGGUAUUGAAGUAGCAAAUUCUGUCCUAACUUUGUUAAUGUGCUUUUGUGUAACUUUGUUAAAGCUACACAUGCUUCGUUUUGUUGUCGUUCAUACAUGUAAUGACCGUUGGUUAAAACUCCAUCAGCAGCUUUUUCUAUGGUGAUUUCUAAACUAUUCUGUAGAAACAGUUCGCGUUGAUACAGUUUAAGUCACUUAUUUUGGCUGCAACUCUAAGCACAUUUAUUGAUAAGUGAGUCCCAUGGAACUCAGCAGGGACGUAUUUCUACCUAGUAAAUGUGGCUGCGGGUGCUGAUUAUUUUGUUGAGUUGAAAUAACGUGAAUGUUGUGGAGGAAAACCAAAGUAACCUAAACCAGCUAAACGAAUUUCUGCUGAAAAGCCAUAAAGUUGUGUUACAAUCAAGACAGUUGAAAGCACAAGGUCCCCCCCCCCUUACAGGCAAAUCAUACUACCUCAGGUUUCCAUUUCCCACUAAGAGAGAGAAGGAGAAAGACAGUGAUAUGUCAAAUUGCCAAUUACUGUAUUUUAAAAGGAGCAAAUUGAGCCCUUCACAAUCACUUUGCUGUUUAAGGCGGAUGGUUUAUUAAAUAGUUUGUUGCGCAUCCAUGACAAGCUUGUAUACGUAUGUAGCACUCUUCAGACAUUAUUUGUGCAUUCCCAACAUGCAUACAUUUAUUAAUGUAACUUGAAACUCUGGAACUCUGCUUUUUCAAACCUGAAUCCAUUCUUUGUGUGCGCGCACAUUAAUUGAGCAAUGGUUUUAGCUCCACAAUUGGCUGUGGCAGUGGCAUAGCUAGCCGCCUGGCUGCCUGGGGCGGCAAACUCGAAGGCACCCCACCGCAUGUGCGCAUUGUGACGCACGACGCAUGCGUGCACAGGAGGCAUACGACGUAGCGAUGCGGCAAACCCCGUGAGCAAGCCGCGGAGUGAGGCAGUUUCGCUUGCAUUAGGGCUUCUCCUCGAUGGCAGUGGGCGCCGGAGGUGGUCAGCCCCGUCCAGCCUGCUACCCCCCACGCAGACUGUCGCCGGGGCGGCGCACCCCCCUGCACCCCCAUUACUACACCACUGGGCUGUGGUAUGCAGAUAAUGUCUCAAGUUGGGGGCUGGCAAGUGACAUUGCUAAUGGUGGUUAAUCUGGUGGUGCUGAGCUGUGUACAAAUGAAACUAGUCCACGACAGGGUUACCAGCCAGCUGAUAUUUUAUUGGUGCAAGAUUGCAUCAGAGGAGAAUCCAUAUUAUUUCUUGCUUCACGUGACCCAACACGACCUACCAGAUUGCACCCGUAACGCAAGCAGGUUUCUCAUUGCCUCCACCACUCAGCUGCUUCAGGCCUAUCAAGGUCUGUCCAGGGUCCAUCCUUUGCUUGCCAACCAAAUUUUGCCAAGGCUUUGAUUCCUUAACCCCAUCCAAGGGGCGGGAGAACCCUAUGGGAAAUGUUUUUU
Molecule: messenger RNA, 10176 nt
Organism: Zootoca vivipara (common lizard)
Lineage: Eukaryota; Metazoa; Chordata; Lepidosauria; Squamata; Lacertidae
Gene: PRLR
Product: prolactin receptor
Biological process (GO): cytokine-mediated signaling pathway
Cellular component (GO): external side of plasma membrane
Molecular function (GO): protein binding; cytokine receptor activity
Source: RefSeq, a predicted model, not a curated record